Onychomys torridus (southern grasshopper mouse) is the source of this 711-nucleotide messenger RNA. It is a transcript of the gene Prss37, whose product is annotated as serine protease 37. Gene Ontology annotation, cellular component: acrosomal vesicle. The record is from RefSeq and is a predicted model, not a curated record. Gene Ontology annotation, biological process: proteolysis; positive regulation of acrosome reaction. Gene Ontology annotation, molecular function: serine-type endopeptidase activity. The coding region runs from base 1 to 711 and encodes 236 amino acids. Lineage: Eukaryota; Metazoa; Chordata; Mammalia; Rodentia; Cricetidae. The transcript has 5 exons.
AUGAAACUUAUUUUUUAUUUGACCAUCCUAGCUGGGACAGCUUUAUUCACUCACUCUGUGCAGAAAGAGGACCAUGCUCCAUAUAUAGUCUACCUCAAGUCUAACUUCAACCCCUGUGUGGGUGUCCUCAUCAAGCCCAGCUGGGUACUGGCACCAUCUCACUGCUAUUUACCAAAUCUGAGGGUGAUGCUGGGGAAUCUCAAAAGCAGAAUCAGAGACGGGACAGAGCAGACAAUUCAACCCAUCCAGAUUAUCCGCUACUGGAACUACAGCCACAGUGCCCCGCAGGAUGACCUCAUGCUUAUUAAACUAGCUAAGCCUGCCACCUUCAACCACAAAGUCCAGGUCCUUCCCCUCGCCACUACCAAUGUCCGGCCAGGCACUGUCUGUACACUUUCAGGUUUGGACUGGAGUGAGAACAACAUUGGCAGGCACCCUGACUUGAGGCUGAAUCUGGAGGCUCCAGUGAUGACUGACAAAGACUGCCAGAAAACUCAACAAGGAAGCAGCCACAGGAACUCCUUAUGUGUCAAAUUUGUGAAAAUCUUCAGCCGAAUUUUUGGGGAGGUGGCUGUGGCUACUGUCAUUUGUAAAGGCAAGCUCCAGGGAAUUGAAGUUGGACACUUCAUGGGAGGGGACGUUGGCAUCUACACCAAUGUUUACACCUAUAUACCGUGGAUUGAGAAAACCAUUAAGGAAAGGGUGAAAUGA